Aspergillus luchuensis is the source of this 339-nucleotide messenger RNA. RefSeq lists its product as uncharacterized. The transcript is spliced from 2 exons. NCBI's taxonomy places the organism in Eukaryota, Fungi, Ascomycota, Eurotiomycetes, Eurotiales, Aspergillaceae. The record is from RefSeq and is a predicted model, not a curated record. The coding region runs from base 1 to 339 and encodes 112 amino acids.
AUGCCAGAAUCAUCAGCAGCCACAACUAAACCCAAUGAGAUUGGGACCGGGACGUCCGGUCUUCUCCAAGCCACACCGGGUGUUCUGGUGUCUGAACCACCACAGCCAUAUUUCCAGUCUUGGUUCAUUCCUGGUACCGGUUGUGAGGAUAUUGGGCAGCACCUCCCGUGCAUCUCCAACGGCGUUCCCCAAGCUUCCGAGAAAUACAUUGUGCGCUUCGAUCAGCCUGUCCCGGCCAGCCGGGGAUACCAGACUCCGCUUGCUUUGUUUCCUAAUCUGGAUCCCCUGGACUCGAAGUGGUUAAUGGACAGUCUGCUUUACUGUCACUGUUUCGAAUGA